CUCUAGCAAAGUGAGCCUUCAGUGGACAUUCGUUCGGUUUUCCUAUAAAGCUUACCCACAGAACCAGGCAGACCUAACCUCAAGUCGUCACCGUAUAAUCUCCUAUGGCUUACGCCAUUGUUGUGCUCGGGGCACUAGUUGCGUCGCUGGUACCUGCAAUCCUCCUACUCCUCUACAGACGCAACAGGUACUACUCAGCCUACAACCUGCCUCCCGGUAGCCUCGGCGUGCCGAUUAUCGGCAGAACCUUCUCCCUGCUCCGUGCAUUCCGCAGCAACACCGACGACCAAUGGUUCAGAGACCGGAUCAAGAAAUACGGCCCUGUCUCCAUCAUGUCGCUGCUGGGCUCGCCGACGGUCCUGCUGGCCGGGCCGGCGGCGAACCGGUUCAUAUUCAGCAACGACGGGCUCAUCUUGACGCAGACCACUGCGCUGAGAACCCUCGUCGGGCGGUCGGUGCUGACGCUCACCGGCGACGAGCUGAAGCAGGUCCGCGGCGCCCUGCAGGGAUACCUGAGGCCGGACAUGGUGAGGAGAUACGUGCGCAAGAUGGACGACGAGGUGAGGAGACACAUCGAGCUCAACUGGGUCGGUCGCGACUCUAUCACGGUCCUACCAACAGUGAGGAGACUUACACUUGGUAUCAUAUGUUCGAUUGUUCUGGGCCAAGAGGCAGCUCCUGUGAAAGAAGGCCUUUGCACAGAUUUCGUCACUCUUGGCAAGUCAAUCUUAUCAUUUCCAGUGAAGAUACCUCUCACUCGCUUCAGCAGAGGUAUGACAGCAAGUGCCAAGAUACGGAAGUCCAUUACAAACAUUGCCCGGAAGAGAGAAGAGUCACUACUGCAUGAAUGCAUUGGCACAUCUGAUAAUGACUUCAUCAGCUACAUGCUUAUUCUGCGCUCUCAAGGUGUCCACUCCCUCACUCUAGAAGACAUUGUGGACAAUGCAAUGGGACUUAUCGUUGGGGCGCACGAGACGUCCUCUGUUCUUAUAACCUUCAUGAUCCGGUAUCUUGCUAAUGAGACAGAGAUCCUUGACAAAGUUACUAAAGAGCAAGAUGAGAUUGCAAGCAAUAAAAAACUAGGGGAUGCUCUGACAUGGGAUGAUGUUGCAAAGAUGAAGUGUACAUGGAAAGUGGCGAUGGAGACACUGCGAACAGUUCCUCCUGUGUUUGGGAGCUUCCGAACAGCGACCAAAGACAUUGAAUAUCAAGGCUAUCAUAUCCCUAAAGGCUGGAAAGUCUUCGCAGCACAAAGCGUCACGCAUAUGGAUUCACAUUUCUUUCAUGAACCUAGCAAGUUUGACCCGUCUCGGUUUGAGAAACUUAUACCACCGUAUUGCUAUAUGCCAUUUGGUGGAGGUUCGAGAAUGUGUCCUGGGAAUGAAUUUGCAAGGGUAGAAACCAUGGUAGCCAUGCACUAUCUAGUGAGGCAAUUCAGGUGGAAAAUGACAUGUGAACAAGAAACCUACAUGAGGGACCCAAAGCCUACACCGGAUCUUGGACUUCCUGUCAAACUCAAGCCGAGAAUUCUCCCCAAAGACUGCUCAACAUUUAACUCUGAUUAAUAGCACGACAUAUAAUACUAUCGGGCUCAAUAUGAAUUCAAGGUCAAUCAUUCACAAUCUAAGUAUGUGUUACUCAUAAAAGUCAUUGUACUUCCUUUUUACGAUUUUGAGAAAUACUCUAUUGUUACUCACAUCUUUUUUUAUAGUGUAAAGGUGUAUCUCCGAUGUUGUAAAAAUUAAAUUGCGAAUAAAAUAUUGAAAGUGAAUUGUUCUCUAUUAAUA
This is a messenger RNA of Lolium rigidum, 1787 nucleotides long. RefSeq names its product cytochrome P450 716A1-like. The transcript has 4 exons. The record is from RefSeq and is a predicted model, not a curated record. Gene Ontology annotation, biological process: sterol metabolic process. NCBI's taxonomy places the organism in Eukaryota, Viridiplantae, Streptophyta, Magnoliopsida, Poales, Poaceae. The coding region runs from base 105 to 1565 and encodes 486 amino acids. Gene Ontology annotation, molecular function: heme binding; iron ion binding; monooxygenase activity.